Molecule: messenger RNA, 1051 nt
Organism: Ceraceosorus bombacis
Lineage: Eukaryota; Fungi; Basidiomycota; Exobasidiomycetes; Ceraceosorales; Ceraceosoraceae
Source: the annotation of a GenBank genome assembly
AUGUCUUCAAUCGCGAAUCACCAACUGACAAGUGAUGCUUGCCUGCCUUCGCCCUCGUCUCCGCAGAUCAUCGCCUUUCAAACGAUGCACUACUUCAUUCUAGCCUUGCUGAUCCCUUUGAGCCUCUCGCUCUUCGCCUCUCGGGAUGCGCUCACUUUUCAAGGCGGAGCGUUUAGCGUAUCCGCCGUGCUCGACUGGAGAGAGCUGCUGGGCGCCAAGUCGUUCGGAGCAUCACCUGAUUGGGCAGAUGCUUGGCUCACACCAGUAUCGCUGGACGGAGUGCCUGGUGCCGGUGGCUUGCAGCACGUUCCGCUGGAGCAGAUCACCAGACCGGCUCCUGGUCGAUCAGCUAGCCCUGCCAUUCGUCCCAUCAAGGCGCAAGAUUUAGGAGACGAGUGGGAGCUGAGGGCUGCGGAUCCUAGCCGCAAGUGGGCAACAUGGUUAGCGUGGAUCGUGGCUGGAGUCUUGGAGUAAGUGAAAGGCAGCGGAAGCAUAAGCAUAAGCAUGCUUCGGUGCAUUUGGCCCGUCCCGUCGUUGGUUGCGACGAGAGUGACUGAUCGCCGCACUCUUGCAUAGCAUGCAUCUCUUGCUCUUCUUGAUUCGCAAGCCUACUGCGAUGUUGGAUCACGUCUUGACCUUUCACCUCUUGCACCUCAUCAUAACUACGCUCUGGGUCAGGUCGGUGCCAUCGUGGUGGUACUAUGCGCUCGCAGCUUUACACGCAGCUGGCUGCGUCGUCUCCUCCGAAGCUUUCGCAGUCAAAAGAGAGAUGCGAGACGGCUUCAACACGCCCGUGUGGGAUGUAGACGAUCUGGCAGAUCAACAGCAACAGCAGCAGCAGCAUGGCGAAUCAUCACGCAGGGACACUUCGCAAGUUGGCGCUACCAGCAGCAGCAGGGCGUCUCGACAACCGAGUUUCGUAGUCGACGAGGACGACACGGACGACACGAGCCAGACGCUGUUUGAAGCGCCAUCUCAUGUCGUCGCUUCGAACGAGGACGAGAAGGGGUUGGAGCACAUGGAGCUGAAACCUAUAAACAGGCGCGAUUAG